Messenger RNA from Pollicipes pollicipes, 3601 nucleotides. Its product is annotated as nascent polypeptide-associated complex subunit alpha, muscle-specific form. The transcript is spliced from 4 exons. The coding region runs from base 137 to 2812 and encodes 891 amino acids. The record is from RefSeq and is a predicted model, not a curated record. NCBI's taxonomy places the organism in Eukaryota, Metazoa, Arthropoda, Thecostraca, Pollicipedomorpha, Pollicipedidae.
CCCGCAAGCCGGAUAGAGUACCGGCCGCCCCCCGCCGAGAGACACAGGCGGACGGUGCUGAGUGGUGGCGCUGGUGCCGGCCCACGGCGGCCGGCGCGACGAGACCGACGAGACCGCGACGGCCGGCGCGCGCGCCAUGGAGACGGACGUUCGCGAGUUCGUCUGCAGUGUCAGCCAGUUUCUGACGCUGUUGCUGACGAGCCCGGGAGAUGGCGGCAGCGUCGGCGGCCUGGACACCAGCCGACGGCUGCAGCUGGAGCGUCUGCGCCGGCAGCUGUGGCAGCUGCUGCAGCGGUACCCGAGUCUGCGGCCGCCGCCCGAGCAGACCGAGAACCUGUACGACGAUACGGGCGACGACUCGCAGUCCGAGCGGGCGUACACGUACGACGACACGGGCGACAUCUCACCGCUCGGCCAGGACGCGUACGUAGACGCGGACGGCGCCGCAUCGCCGACACAAGAGGACCUCUACGAAGACACGGAUGAGCUGUACCACGAUGCGGGAGACAUCAGCCAGCCACCAUCGGUUGGGGGGCAGCACGGGAUCACUCUCGGUUUGAAAGGUGCCAUCAUCGAGGACAGUGCGUACGCGGACACCGCUGAGGUGGACGCGCCGACGCAGGAAGAGCUGUAUGCUGACGUGGCCGCCCCUGUCGGCGAGACGGACGACUCAGGGGAUGCGUUCUCUCCGCCUGGGAAUGACAAAGUCACGCCCGGCGGAGAAGCGCGCCGGAGAGCGGAGUCCUACCUCCCCAGGUUCAGGAAGCCGUGGGGGCGGAUGGGAGAUUACCUGGUCUCAGCAGGACAGGCACGGUGGCAGCCGGGAGCGGCGCCGGCCACCGCCGCUGACCCGGAGGUGGCGUCCAUCUCCUCCGAGGACUCGGUAGGCGCGGAGCCGAUCUCGGCGGUGCAGGCGCAUGCGGCGGCGCGCCGCUGGGGCCCGCUGGAAAUGCGUCAGAACUCCAAGCUGUGGCCGUACCGGCGCUUCUGGGCCGGCCUGAUCGGGCCGCGGCUCUACUUGUUCGUCCGCGACUCGGACUCCAUGCAAAAGCUGUCGGUGAACCUGGCCGACUACGAGGUGCGCGAUCCGCCGCCGGCCGCCGACGUCAAGGAGAAGCACCGGCCCGUCUGCUUCGAGUUGGUGCGACCCGGCGGCCGCACCCACCAGAUGCUGGCGCUCACACCCAAGGACGCCCGCCAGUGGAAGGGGGCGCUGGAGAAAGCGGCGUCGGAGGUCGCGCCAGGCGGCACUGGCGGGCCUCGAGAAGCCGGCCACGCGCUGCCCGGACUGCAGCCCGCUGCUGCCGCCGCCAGCGCUGCCGCCGCUGCUGCCGCCAGCGCUGCCGCCGCCACUGCCGCGGCCACCUCCACCUCCGCCACCGCUAGCAGCGUGCCAGCGGCCACCGCGUCCACGUCAGUCGAGGAGGACGCACUGAAUAACGAGGCCGACGAUAUCUACGCUGACGUGGACCUGGCGGAAGGGCUGCCGAGCCCGGAACCGCGCCUCGUCGAGGAGGAUAUUUACGAAUCGAUUGACGCGCUGCAGGUGCCUACCACGCCGCCGCAGUCCACCCAGCCACCUGCCUUACCGCUGCGGACACUUGCGUUGGCCCGUCCUCAGGUACCCGUCCAGUCUCAGCCUUUACCGCCGCCGCCGCCGCCGCCGCCGCCGCCGCCGCCUCCUCUCCCCGAGCGGGCGCCCAUCCAGCCACCGACCGGGAAACCACCACCGCCGCCUGAACUGGCGUCCAAUCAGCCACCGUCGACACAACCGCCGCCGCCGCCUCGACGGGCAGGCGGUCGCCCGCUGCCGACGCCUCCGGAGCCAGCGCCGGCACCGCCGCCGCAGCCGACAGCCGGGCUGCGCUCCCUGCCCACGCCGCCGGAGGUCCGGCCGUCGCCGCCGCCGGCUCCGCCUCAGCGGGCCCCGGCGCCGCCGGUAGCCGUCGACGACAUCUACGACGAGCUUGAGGCGCUGGCGCCACCGUCCGACCCGUUCUACAACGUGCUGGAGUCGGGUGUGGAGUACGAUCAGCCGCGGCGCCUCAGCCCCGUGCCAAUGAAGCGGCAGGGCUGCGACGAGCCGGCCGACGAGGGCUACGGCAACUCGUCGGGCGGCUCGGAACCGGACUGCCGCGACGGCCGGGCAGACGGCCACUACGCGGUGCCGCCGCGUCAACAGAGGCCGGUGCCGGCGGCCGCUUCCGAGCCGGAUGCCUCGCCCGCCACGGCCCGGCCGCCCAGCGGCGGCGGGGCGGAGCCGGCCCAGAGCCCCCGCACGGAGGUGCCGCCAGCCCGGCCCGCCGGCGGCUCGACGGCGGACGCGGUGGGGCCGAGCCCGGCCGGCGGCAACGUGCGGGACGUGAUCCGCCGGCUGAACCGGCAGUCGGCGGGCGACGCCGAGCCGGCCGACAUCAUCCCGUACCAGAUCAGCGUCAGCUCGGAGAUGGCGCGGAAGCAGGCGACUAUCGCCGGCGCCGUGCGGCUGCUGGCGCCCGGGCCGCCCACCCGCCCAGGGAAGCCCACCGUGCUGCCGCCCAAGCCGCGCCAGGCGGCGCCGCGCGGCCGGGCGCGGGAAGAGGCGACCAGCCGUGGCGCGAGCACACCGCCCGACCGCGGCCGCGCGGCGGAAGAGCGCCAGGCACUGCUGGGUCCGGGCCGGCUGAGUAGCGGCAUCGCGCCCAACAAGUCGGGCGUCUACAAUGCCAUGCGUCACAGUCAGAAGCGCGCCUCUACCGAGGCGCUCAUACAGAGCGGGGAGCAGGAAGACGAUCUUUACGCCGAGGUCGACGAACUCUUCGACGACACUUGACCUGGACCUGAGGCUGAGCUGAGACCUGAGGAGACCUAGAGGACCUGAGCGCCGGCCCGGCCUGCCGACCAUGAACUCUGAGCUUUAUCGCGCGCCGCGGCGACCGACACGCCUCCGGCGCCACCGCCUGUUCGCCUCGUGAUGCCGCAUCCAAAGACGGAACCUGCCCGCCCGCCCGCGAACACAGCUGGCACGCGUCUCCUUCAUAUAUUCAUAUAUUAUAUUCUCGGAAAUAAACACGCUACUGAGUUAAAUCGUCACCUACUUUUUACAAUGGCAAAGGACCGAAGGCGUGGCGCGACGCGCACAAUCGCGGCCGCCGUGCGAGCGGAGAGCAGCCCGGCCGGCCGCCGGUCCGCCCGGCGGCGCCUUUGUACGGCGCCGCGCGUGCGCCUCACAGAACUGACCUGAGAUUUGACAGACCGUUAGCUGCUGGCCGAGCGUCAGCCGGCACGCGCCGCCGCCAAGGCCCAGAACAGCGCGCGCACGCGCGCAUAUAUUGUCAGCUCUACAUAAAGCCGUUUGUAAACGAUGAAUGUAAAAAAGUUUAGGCAACAUGAUUGUGAAUACACUUGUGGCACGAUGCGGCUAGUACAGAGGCUCGUCACCUGACCGCGCGCAUGAUCAUUUCCGUAAGGCAACAGACACAGCUCCGCUACCGAAUCUCAUUAUUGCGUUCGUCUACGUGAGCAUUGCAUUUUGAUUUAGACCUCGACGCCGAACUCCCGAUCGACCACGUAGGUGAAGCGCUGCUGCGGCCGGCCGGCCGGGCUGGCUUCGCACGCGGCC